GAUUUAGAUCCGCGCUCCUUUCUGUAGCUAGUCAACAAAGCCACACGUUUUCAUAGUGUAGAAACUUGUUGAGUAUUUGUUCGUUAAUUUAGUUGUAGCUGUAAUAAGCUAUACAGCUAGAAACAUUUGAUAGCUUUCUCAGUUAUUUUGUAACUGUGUGAUAGCUAUAGCCAGGGUUUAUCAGACAAACGGUGAGACAACCUGUGCUUUGUAACUUGCUGUAGCCAGCUAUACAUUCCCUGCUGUGUUUACUGUUGGUAGAACGUGUAGGCUCUUUCUGGAGGGGAAAUUAUGAAUUACUCAGAUUAUGAUUCCGAUGGCUAUUCUUCAAAUGAAGAUCAAGACUAUGUCCCAUCUGAUGACAACCUCAGUGAAGAUGACAUGAAUGAAUGUGUGAAAGAGGAUGGUCUGGAAGGGGAUGACCAGCGUGGCCAUCAGUCUGAUAAUGUCACCAAGAAGAAAAAUAAGAAAGGCCAACACAUUGGCAUGAGGAAAAGAAAGAAAGGAGGACUGAAGUUAGAGGAGACAGAGCAUGAUGGCAGUGUGGAGGAUCAGAAGGUAGAGCGGGAGGGGGAGGAGAGAGAGUUUUCUGCUCCCAGGCCCAAGAAGGAGGAGGAUGAAGAAAAAAAGAAGAAGAAAGUAGAUGAUUUGUGGGCCCGUUUUCUGAGUGAUGUUGGUCACAAAUCCAAGCCACCUACUCCAGUGCUGCAGGCUACUACUAAACAGCAGGCUCCACCCACAGACAGUCCGAAGAAGCCCAUUUCGGCUCCAUCAGAACCUCAACAACCAGAACCUAAACCUAAAGAGCCCUCUAAAGUCACCAUCACUAAGGUGUUUGACUUUGCUGGGGAAGAGGUCCGGGUAACCAAAGAGGUUGAUGCUGACUCCAAGGAGGCCAAGAGCUUUCUGAAGGGCAAGGAGGAGACACCAUAUGUACAGACUGUACCCAGAAGACUAGAGCCCUCCUCCCUUGGCCCUGGACCGAGUGUGAAGAGGCCUGCAGGGAUGGGCAGCAUCCUGAAUCGCCUCGGGGGGAAGAAACAGAAGAUGAGCACGUUAGAGAAGUCUAAGAUGGACUGGAACGCAUUCAAGGAUGAGGAAGGCAUCGGGGACGAGCUGGCCAUCCACAACCGCGGCAAAGAGGGAUAUGUGGAAAGAAAUAAUUUUCUGGAGAGAGUUGACCACCGGCAGUUUGAGCAGGAAAAGAAAGUGCGUCUCGGCAACAUCAUGAAACGAUGACAAGGAAUAAUGGUACAGAUACACUUACAAUUGUGACACACACACUCUGUACAUGCCGGCCCAGUUCCUCCCAAGGUUUCUCGGCCCAAUACUUGGCCUCUGGACUGUUCAUGUCUCUGGAUGGCCUACUGACUGUACCUGCUGCCGGCUGCUCCUGGACCUAUCAGACCUCACAUUCCCAGUUUACACUCAGCACUCUCAUUAAACCUCCAUCUGUUCCUGGACCUGUGUGUGACCUGAGUCACCUGGACUCAGACCCCUGACUGUCUGCCUCAGUGGCUUCCUCCCUCUUGCCGAUUUUAGAGGUGUGGUGGCACUGCUAACCUGCUUGCCUCAGCACAUUUGCCAUCAUCAUCACCAGGAAACCAUUCCAGGAGUGAGAAGAGGAGAAUGAGUAGCACACUCAUGAUUCCACACCCUGAACUCUGAAUCAGACUUUAUAGCUUUGACUUGAAAGGGAGAAGGAGAGCGAGAAAGAGAGGAAGAAUCCACACAGCACAGAUAUUUAUGCCAUCCCUCUCCACCUCCUGGAGUGAUUCGGUUUGGUGCGCUGUUCAUUGGAAGAGUUAAAGUUGAUUGCAUUUCACCUCCCUGUUGUGCACACUGUGAUUCUCUGGAGUGGUUCCAACUCAUCUGAGGAGAAAGAUUUGUCUCACUAUCAUGUACCUUAUUUAUACCAACAACCAUCAGAGAUUCUGACAUGAUGAAAGAUCUAUGUUUUAUCAACAUGUCAGCUUAGCUGCUUGUUAAACCUGAGCUAAGAGGGGAGAGGAUUGCUAAACGUUCCUCAACUGUUUUCUCAACGUAAUGACACAGCUCCUAUUACAAGGUUAUUGUAUGGUUGUUCAGUAGCAGGCACUCACACAGACAGAGAGGUGAAUUCAGGGACUUUAGUUUUAGUUACUGGUUGUUAAAUGAAUGAGCUUCAAGUGUGUCUGAAUAAUCACCGGUGAAUUUGGACUUGUUUUGUGUUGUCAUCCUGGUGCUGUACUGUGUAACAUGGAAUAAAGCUCGUCAUUUGGUUUGAAA
Molecule: messenger RNA, 2268 nt
Organism: Coregonus clupeaformis (lake whitefish)
Lineage: Eukaryota; Metazoa; Chordata; Actinopteri; Salmoniformes; Salmonidae
Product: craniofacial development protein 1
Exons: 7
Coding region: 292-1239 (315 amino acids)
Source: RefSeq, a predicted model, not a curated record